Molecule: messenger RNA, 5824 nt
Organism: Siniperca chuatsi (mandarin fish)
Lineage: Eukaryota; Metazoa; Chordata; Actinopteri; Centrarchiformes; Sinipercidae
Exons: 10
Coding region: 300-1934 (544 amino acids)
Biological process (GO): transmembrane transport
Cellular component (GO): membrane
Molecular function (GO): transmembrane transporter activity
Source: RefSeq, a predicted model, not a curated record
UCUCCCUCAGACAGCUCCACAGUUCACUACAGAUAGCCACAGGUUGCUGUCAGACUGGAGCACAACACAGGUGUGACUGUAUCUGAAUGAAAGGAUUCUUUCUGAACCUGUUAAUUAUCAGCCUGGCACACAUUAAUUUCAGUGUUUUAUCUCAGACAUUUGACGCUUGGCUCUCUUCCUUUAUCUGCUUGUGCAUCUUUGGCAGCUCCUUUUUAGGAGCACUUCUGGACCUUCUGGAUCAGACCUGAUCAGUUACAGAGUGACACAUUUUAAGUGUGCAUCUACAAAAAGCCAGAGAAAUGAAUUUUGAUGAAAUUCUCUGUGUUAUUGGAGGCUUUGGGAAGUUCCAGAAGAUCUUGUAUGUAUGGAUCUGUGUACCUCAGAUCUUUCUGGCGUUCCACAUGCUGGUCUCUGUCUUCACCGGGGCUGUUCCUCCACAUUUGUGCCGCUCCACGUGGCCCUCAGCAGGCGAUCCGGCCUCUUCGAACUUCAACCUCAGCCUUCUGUCCACCCCUGAUGGCCGGCCUGAGCAGUCCUGCAUGGUCCCCUUGAACCACAGCAGUGCUGUAGCUCUUGAUGAUGGACACCCUACUGGGAGCUGCCAGGGGGGCUGGGAGUACAGCACAGAGGCCUUCCAAAGCACCAUAGUAACUGAGUGGGACCUGGUUUGUGACAGUGCCAACCUGAACAACAUGGGCUCCUCCGUCUAUAUGUUUGGCCUCCUAGUUGGAGCUGUUGUGUUUGGAAGCUUAGCUGAUAAGUAUGGUCGCAGGAUCAUCAUCCUUAUCAGUCUGGCUAUCCAAGCUGUCUUUGGGGUUGGUGCUGCUUUCGCCCCUAAUUUCUACAUCUACACUGCCCUUCGCUUUAUAGUUGGAACAUCCGUCUCUGGCGUCAUCAUGAAUGCCUUUGUCCUAGGCACAGAAUGGACAGGAUCUAGGCAGCGGAUGUUGGCUGGUAUAAUUACUGACUACUUCUUCGGCUUUGGCUACAUUCUGCUGGCUGGAGUGGCGUACCUCAUAAGAGACUGGCGUAAACUGCAGCUGGCUAUCUCAGCACCUGGUUUCCUCUUCAUCUUCUACAUCUGGGUGUUGCCAAAGUCAGCUCGCUGGUUAAUGGCUAAUGACAGAAAAGAGGAAGCAUGGGAACUGAUCCUGAAAGCUGCGCAGAUGAAUGGGAAGCCCCUCACCAAAGAUUUGGAGAUGUGUAAGGUCUAUAAAAUUGAAGAGAAAACAGAGGUGAAGAAAAAACACUCAUUCAUAGACCUUGUUCGAACCCCAAAAAUGAGGAAGCAGUCUUUGAUUGUUUUUUAUCUCUGGUUUGUCAACGUGCUCGUGUACUACGGCUUGUCUCUCAACAUUUCUGACUUUGGAAUGAACAUCUAUCUGACCCAGAUGGUCUUUGGCCUGGUAGAGAUGCCUGCACGCACCAUCACCCUGUUCACCCUCAACCGCUCCCGCAAGAUCUCCCAGCUAGCUUUCCUGGUUGUGGGCGGCACAGCCUGCCUGCUGACUAUCUUCGUCCCCAGUGACCUGUCUGUCAUUAAAACUGUGCUGGCCAUGAUUGGGAAGUUUGGAAUCACAGCCUCUCUUUCCAUUAUUUACGUCUACUCAGCUGAGGUGUUCCCUACUGUUAUCAGGCAAAAUGGGAUCGGCAUAGGCUCCAUGUGUGCUCGGACUGGAGGAGUCCUGGCUCCCAUGAUGUACCUUCUGAGGAGCGUCAGUCCACAGGCUCCCAUGGUCCUGUGUGGCCUCUGCCCUCUGCUGGGCUCUGCCCUCACCCUGCUGCUACCUGAGACAGCCAACAAGCCCCUGCCUGACACCAUCGAAGACGUGGAGGGCUCCAGCCUCAGUGAGGAGGAUGGCGGUGUGGAGCCAGUCGUCUUCCAGACUUCUCAGAGAAAAACAGACGUCACCGGGACCACCAGGACGGACUGAUGACAACAACAGCACCACAUGUCAGGAGGCAGUCAGUAUUUUCCAGGACUAUUCCAAAGGCAGAAGUCUGUUUCCAUUGGAAGUCAAGAUUAGACUUUGUUUUUAUGGGUCUUUGCAAGAUACCCAGAUUCUGAGCACAGUAUUUUUACUCUUUUUCACUACUUUUUGUACUUUUUUGUAGUUUGUUGUUAUACACCAUCUUUGCUUUUGUGUUAAAUAUCAUCAGCUUGUCAGUGGAAUAAAAUAACGUACUUUGACUGUUAUGUUAUGUUACGUAAUGUUAAGAAUGAAACACACUCCAUCCGUAUGUAUGAAAAUGCAAAUGACAAGGUGCCCAUGACACAGUCAUACAUUCUCAAAGUAAAAUAUUAUAUCCAUGUGGAGUCAAAACACGAGUCCUCAAGGAGUUAUUAUAGAUAUAUAGAAGAUGUAUAGAGUAUAGAAACUGGUAAAACUGGUGCCAUGGCAGAUGUACAAGACCUAACAAAAGCACAAAUUAAAAGAGAGCUUCAUCCUCUUUCAGCUGUCAUAGCAGCGAUUUGCUGCAGUAGCUCGCACUUGUGUCUUGCAAGAAAUUUCAGACACAGCGCUUGAAAUCACAUGAGUGUGACUUACAGUAUGUUUUGGGCCUUAAAGUUGCAUUAAUUCUAUAUUUUUGGUCACUUGGGGCAGCAGAGCAAGCUGUAAACACAACACUGACAUAUUAUCAUCACCUAACAGUUGCCUGUUUGCACAUCCAGCAGACACAGGGCAACAUUAGCAUUCAUUUGGAGUUGUGUCUGCCCACCUGAUGAAUGUCGGUCCGAUAUUCACUUUACUUUUCGCGUCGGUCUAGUUUUCAUCAACUCCCACAGAAAAUAUCCAGCUCUUUAGCUGCUCAGUGCGCCACUGUGUUCACCAGCUUGUCGCUAACUUUGUCUCGCUGUUGUUCUGUGCUGAGCAAUGAACAGUAUGAUUAAUGGAGUUUGGGCCCCUUAGUUGCAAUAAAGUGUCAUCUUAAUGCCACACUGCCAAGUAAAAAUUUUAGACAAUGGUGUUCUUCCCACUUUGUGUAAACAGUUUGUUUGUCCCUGUCCUGUGUCAACAUGACUACUCCCCCGAGCACAAAGCCAGCUCUUAUGCAAACACACUCCUCCACAACUGUCUCGGGCUUACUUUGAGAUGACACACUCCCAAAGAAAGCACUUUGCUGUUGGGAUGUUUGUCUUGUUAAUCGACGCAAACGCGCGGCCCACACAGCCUGGCCAGCCACAGGGGCGCGAUUACUGAUUUGUGCACAUUUUUGUACAUUUUAACUUGUACAUUUCUGUCAUGUGACAUCUGCAAACUGCUUCAUACCCGCCGAACAUUGCUGCUGUGAAAGUGAUCUCUCCUCUCAAUGUCUUCUGUCAGCUUAGUGCAGCCAGUGAAAGCUGAUUCAACUAAACGUCCCGGUACCAGUAUUAUCAGAAUAGAAUUCUAUGCAAGCCCAGUCCUUUGUGUCAGCUCUGGAACCUGAUGAGUGGGAAUAGACACUUGCAGAGGACUUUUAGUGUCAGGAAGUUAAUAAAAAAAGUAUUUGAAAGUCAGUCAGUGAUGUGGAUGCAGUGAAUCUCUGCUUCCUGGUACUCAGGUGACAACACAAGUCCAUGGUCCACGUCGUCACAGAAUGUUAAGUGCGCAGUGUGUUCAGCUUAAACACACUCAGGUUGAUCAGUAUUCACUUCAAGCAGCAUGUCUACAGUAACAACCACCAGCAGGAGCUGUCUAUAAGGAAACGCUGACACUCGCUGGUGUACAAUGAGAAGUACAUCUUUUCAGACCGUUCAUCAACAAAUACUUGAAAUACUAUUUUAAGUAAAAACAUUUAAAUGUUUGACUUGGCUCUUAAGUUGUCUUUUUGAUGUUUUGUAAAAUGAUUGUGCUGAUGCAUCAAUAUACUGUUACCUUUUUAUACACAGAGAUUUGUCUGCGACUCAAGUUGCUGCUGUGAGAAGUGUUCUGACUUUAUUUGUACAAUAAAGAUUUGUUGGCAGAAUUUAUGUAGUGCUCUUCCGUUACACAAGCAAUGCAUUGUGUGAAGGGGUUCAAAUGAAAUAUGAUAAACUGACAGCAGAAGGUAAGCCUUGGCCAGUAGCUUGUGUUUUUAUUUUAAAAGCAGGUGUAACUAAUAACAUCACUACUUUUUUACUUGUCAAACUUUUGGGUGUAAAAACACUGGCAGUCUGGGAAAAGUUCAACAUGCAUUUUUCAUUUCCACGUUUCAUUUUGAUAAUGUCAUAUUAAUAGGGUGUUUAAAUGGACAGAUUAUGGGACUGAAAAUGUGUUCAUGAGGCUGGGUAUAUACAGUUCUGUCUACAUUGUGGUCAGUCGGUGAUUUGAGGGGAUGGCCCAAUGGCAGCACCUCACGACUACACGUUGAUCUUGAAGGUGACAAUACUAUAUAGUAUAGAACUGAGGAUUUAUAGUAUAUAGUUUAGAGAAUAUUAUAGAUCCAAAUCAAAACUGACACAAGGGCGGGACUGAGAAAAAAAAGGCACAAUUACAAAUCCGUCUGCUAUUUCAGCGCCGUGGAUUUAUCGACACACAGCACUGUCAGGCUGCUGAUAUUUCAGAGCCUCGGUCGGGGGCCACAGAUGCUAACUUACACAAACCUCAGUCAGAAAGAGGAUCACUGAGUCAGGCAGACCAGACUUACAACCCCUCUGCCCUGCACGCUCUCUGCUACCAGGGGACGGAGAGGGGGGAGGCAGGUUAACAAGGGGGAAUCAUUUUGGUCAUUUUGCUAACAAGGGGGGUGGCACCCCCCCUCAAAUUGCCUACUGAUUAUUGUAUUAUAUGCACUGUACAAGUAGGUCCUCAGUGUGAACGUUAGCGGCAAAGAUUCAAAGUGUGUGUAUAACAUAAUACCCACUUGUACUGGAUGUAGUAUAUGGAUGACUCAGUUUUGAUUUCAGAAUACUCAGUUACAACCUUAUGAUUAUAGUCAAAACAUGCAAAAAUAGUGACUGGCGACUCUAUUCCAAUUCCAUCCAGCCAUAUCAAGUGGAGGUGUAAUGUGACGAUGUUGCUGACUUUCAUUAUUUCAGUGGAUGAUGUUAGCGUGCAAGUAAUGGUCAUUGUGUGCCUGCGUUCUGCCAAACAGGGACAGCUGGAGGUUGUGAGUUGUGGGAAGCUGGCAGAGGGCAGCAUGGCUGUCAACGCAGACCGACCAGCCUGCCGACAUCAGACAGCAACUGGCACUUCAAUUACCAGAGGGCCCAGUACGGCAGCAAAGGCUGGGACACCACUGCUCUCCCUCCACAGUCAUGCUGUGUCGCUGUGUAGCAGGCAAGACUCAAAGAUCACAAGCUUUGAGACUUAGUUUAUAGCACAGCUCUUAAUAACGUUACUAGGGUUUGACUGAUAUGGAUUUUCCAAUGCUCAUGCUGAUAUUGCUUUUGUAAAGAAGCUGCUGAUAUUUGAUAUUUGUGCCAGUAUUCACUGUUGUUUUAUUAUUUUAAUCAUGGAGAAUUUCUACCAAAAUGUAUUUUUUGAUUAAGGUAAAAGAAACAGCAUUUAGACCACAAUAUGACAAUAAAACCCCCCUCUGACCCCCAGACUGAACAAAUUCAGUACAGUGGCUAUUUAAGCCAGGAUGGCCUACCCCAUUUACUGAGGAGUAGGGGGUCAUUGUGAGGUACUCUAUAUUACUACGAAAUGAAGAAUGGAUUAGCACAAUAGGUGUGACUACAUUUGUGUUUCCGUGUAGCUGAAUACACAAAGAACCUCUCAAAAGUAGGACAUAUUUCAGUAAAUAGAUACAUACAGUAAGAAUCCAAUCCUGUAACGCAGCAGAUUUCAGAAACCAUAUUGUAAUUUCAGCAGCAAUGACAACUAAAAUGGAAAUAAACGAGAUUUCAUUCGUAAAA